GUUGGCAGUCCCACAUCUCUGCCAACUCUGACUUCAUCUUCCCACGUGGGCGCCGUGGCCCAUGUACAGGAUUUGUUUACAUGCGCGACGUGAGGUUUUGCUGCCGUGUCGCCCUAACCUGCAUACACACAUAUACACAGUGGGAUCUUGUUGCCAAGAAAUUCAGUUGUCUCUGACUAUACCAAAGACAACAUGGUGAAGAAGAAAAUUGACAACCGAAUACGUAUCCUGAUUGAAAAUGGAAUGGUGUUGGGCCACAGAACUCUUGUGGUGCUUGUUGGGGAUAAGAGCAGAGAUCAGGUUGUGUAUUUGCAUCACAUGUUGUCCAAGUCCAGUCUGAAGCAAGCCAAUGUCUUAUGGUGUUACAAGAAGGAGUUGACCUUCUCCUCCCAUCGAAGGAAAAGAAUGAAGCAGCUCAAAGCUAAAAUCAGGUCUGGACAAGCUGAGAUAAAUGAGGAUGAUCCCUUUGAGAUGUUUGUGUCCAUGACUGACAUCAGGUAUUGUUUCUAUAAAGAAACUCACAAAAUUCUGGGCAACACCUAUAAAAUGUGUGUUUUGCAGGACUUUGAGGCUCUGACACCCAAUAUCUUGUGCCGCACCAUGGAGACAGUGGAGGGUGGAGGACUGAUAGUGCUGCUGCUGCAAAGCCUCACCUCGUUGCGCCAGCUAUAUACCCUCAGCAUGGACGUGCAUGCUCGAUACCGCACUGAGGCACACCAGCAUGUUGUGCCCAGGUUCAAUGAGAGGUUCAUCCUGUCAUUGGCCUCGUGUUCUGUCUGUGUGGUGAUGGAUGACCACCUACGUGUCUUGCCCAUCUCCUCGCACUUGCGGGAUCUUCAGGCAGUGGCCCUGCCCUCCACCACCACCCCUCUCUCCCCCCAAGACCAGGAACUAAAGGACCUGAAAGAAUCAUUGAAGGACAAUCCUCCCAUUGGACUUUUGAUUGAUUUGUGUAAAACAUUAGAUCAGGCAAAGGCAGUACUACAGUUUGUGGUUGCCAUCACAGAGAAGACACUGCGCACCACUGUCACCCUCACUGCUGGCCGAGGGAGAGGCAAGUCUGCUGCACUAGGACUGGCUAUUGCUGGUGCAGUAGCAUUUGGUUACUCCAACAUCUUUGUGACUUCUCCAAGUCCUGAGAACUUGAAUACUUUGUUUGAGUUUGUGUUGAAGGGACUAAACACAAUGGGUUAUGAGGAGCAUCUUAACUACCAAGUGUUGCGUUCAGCUGACCAGCAGUUCAAUAAAUGUGUUUUGAAGAUUGUGGUGACUCGAGACAGACAACAAGUCAUACAGUACAUUCCUGCUAGUGAGAGCAGCUGCCUGGGUCAGGCCGAGCUGGUAGUGAUAGAUGAAGCAGCUGCUAUCCCUCUACCUUUGGUCCGCCAGCUUUUAGGUCCAUACUUGGUGUUCUUAUCGUCAACUGUGUCUGGAUAUGAAGGCACUGGAAGGUCUCUUUCCCUCAAGCUAAUUGACCAGCUUAGAAGUCAAACUAAGGAAAACACUGCAGAGACCAACAGCACAAACAAGACAACAAAAACCACAGAAUUAGGCCGAGUUCUGCAUGAGGUCACUUUGGAAGAGUCAAUCAGGUACAAAAGUGGUGAUCCAGUGGAGACCUGGCUGCACCAACUGCUGUGUCUUGAGGCAUCAUUCACUCCUGUGCCCUCACUUGUAUCUCCUCCUGACAAGUGUCAACUCUUUUAUGUCAACCGUGACACUCUUUUUGGCUACCACAAGGCAUCAGAGAAAUUUUUGGCACAGGUGAUGGGUUUAUUGGUGUCCUCCCAUUACCGCAAUACCCCUGAUGACAUGCAGACUCUUUCUGAUGCACCAGCCCACCAUUUGUUUGUUUUGCUGCCAUCCCAGGACCAAAUGAAGGAGGACAUGCUGCCCCCAGUUCUUGGGGUUCUGCAGGUAGCUCUCGAGGGGAAAAUAUCCAAGUCCUCAGUAAUGUCAGCACUGACCCAGGGAGAGAAGCCAGCAGGAGAUCUCAUUCCCUGGACUGUCAGUAACCAAUUUCAGAACUAUGAUUUCCCACAACUAUCAGGAGCUCGCAUUGUUCGCAUUGCAAUUCAUCCCAACCUGCAGGGGAAAGGUUACGGUAGCCAUGCCAUGAAGUUGCUAAGUGAAUACUACAGUGAAGCAAGCAUCCAUGCUGACUACACAGACACUGCAACCCCUGAGAAGCAGGUAGCUCAUCUGGUACAGGACAGUCAGGUGAAUCUCUUGGAGGAGAAGUUGGGUCCCAACUCGCAGUCUCUACCGCUGCUACAACCUUUGUCUGAGCGGCCCCCAGAAGCCCUUCAUUACCUCGGGGUGUCAUAUGGAGUCACUGGUCAGCUCCUUAAUUUCUGGAAGCGUGUCGGGUUCACCUCUGUAUACCUUAGCCAGAUAUCCAAUAGCACAACUGGGGAGCACACAAUGAUCAUGCUCAAGGUCCUUGGGGAAGAUAAGGAGGCUCGCACUCAGUCAUGGUUGGCAGAUCUUUGGUUUGACUUUAGAAAAAGAGUUAUGAAUCUCUUGCCUGCAGCCUUCAAGGGUUUUGAUUGCAAAUUUGCCCUCAACCUCUUGACCAACAACAUCUACAAGAAAACAAGGGAAGCCCUCAGCAUGAUGGAGCUCAAACUUCACUGCACUCCUGGUGACCUGCAGCGGCUGGAGGAGUUUGUGCACCACCAGUGUGAGGCAGCCUUCAUUGUGGAUAUCCUGCCUACCCUUGCCCAUCUCUAUUUCCUCAGGAAGAUUAAAGACUUCAAGCUAAAGCCUGUGAAAGCUGCCAUUCUGUGUGGAGUUGGUAUACAGCGCAAGACACCACACACUGUUGCAGCUGAACUUGGCAUUGCACACAAUAUUGUAAUGAGCCAGAUGCAUUCACUCAUUACUGACCUUACCAAGCAAAUGAGGAAAAUGUGGGAAGAAGCAUCAGGAGGUCAAAGGCCAAAUGAUAAAAGUGAAGAAGGCAUCCUGCAGGAUUUGGCUCUCCGAAUGCAGGAAAGUGUGCAGAAAAUCAAGGCUAAAGAGGAGGAUGACAGACAGAAGGUGACACAACUUAUUGACGUUACUCAGUUUGGGAUCAAGGCCAGAGAACAAGAAAGGAAAGAAUACACUGUCAGCAAGAGAAAAAUCAAGCUUGUUAAAGAAGAGAAAAAGAAGAUGAAACAUGAAUGAAUGGUUCAAUUGUAUUAAUUUUACUGAAUAAAUGUCACUUUUGUU
Messenger RNA from Portunus trituberculatus (swimming crab), 3216 nucleotides. Its product is annotated as RNA cytidine acetyltransferase-like. The transcript has 19 exons. Gene Ontology annotation, biological process: rRNA acetylation involved in maturation of SSU-rRNA. Lineage: Eukaryota; Metazoa; Arthropoda; Malacostraca; Decapoda; Portunidae. Gene Ontology annotation, cellular component: 90S preribosome; nucleolus. Gene Ontology annotation, molecular function: 18S rRNA cytidine N-acetyltransferase activity; tRNA binding; ATP binding. The coding region runs from base 193 to 3171 and encodes 992 amino acids. The record is from RefSeq and is a predicted model, not a curated record.